Penicillium expansum is the source of this 903-nucleotide messenger RNA. Its product is annotated as putative alpha-1,6-mannosyltransferase subunit. Bases 1 to 903 code for a protein of 300 amino acids. Gene Ontology annotation, cellular component: mannan polymerase complex; Golgi membrane. Gene Ontology annotation, molecular function: alpha-1,6-mannosyltransferase activity. NCBI's taxonomy places the organism in Eukaryota, Fungi, Ascomycota, Eurotiomycetes, Eurotiales, Aspergillaceae. The record is from RefSeq and is a predicted model, not a curated record. Gene Ontology annotation, biological process: protein N-linked glycosylation. The transcript has 3 exons.
AUGUCAUCCUAUCGCAGGAAACAAUUAAAGUCGGUCGCUGUCCUGGCAUUCGCAAUAUUAUCCCUCCUCUAUCUCCUCCACUACCUCUAUUCCUCAGCCUCCACGUCCGUUGUGGCUCCGGUGGGUACCUCUGGUGUGGUAAUCGUCACAUUGUUAGACCAUCAACGGUACAGCGAGAGCUAUCUCAAAAAGAUCGUUGCAAACCGGGAGGAUUAUGCCAAGCGUCAUGCGGGAACAGGCUAUACCAACUUCUUCGCAAGGGCGUCGGAUUACGACGAAGCCGUUGGUGAUGCCCCAAUGAGCUGGGCAGUUGCGCCAGCCACCCGCCAUGCCAUGGCUACACAUCCUCGCUCGGCAUAUUUCUUCCAUCUCGCGGCUAAUGCUUUGAUCAUGAACCCUACCAAAUCUCUCAAGUCUCACAUCCUGGAGAAAGACCGCCUGGAAGAGUUGAUGAUGAAGGAUGUGCCUAUUGUGCCACCAGAUAGUAUCAUCAAGACGUUCGCGCACCAGAAGGACCAGGAUGUGGACCUUAUCAUCACCCAAGACGCCGAAAAUUUGAACCCCGGGAGCUUCAUUUUGAAGAAUGGAGAAUAUGCCCGUUUCUUCUUAGAUGCUUGGUUUGACCCGCUUUACCGCAACUACAACUUUGCCAAGGCGGAGACCCAUGGACUGGAUCACAUCAUGCAGUGGCACCCGACUGUCCUUGCUCGAACCGCCCUGGUCCCUCAGCGCAUUAUGAGCUCCUAUAGCAAUGACUCGCCGGGUGCUUCUUUGGAUGGUACCUAUAAGGAUGGUGAUCUCGUGAUCCAAUUCCAUGGGUGCGAAGAUACAGAGGGCCGGGACUGUGCUCACGAACUCGAGCCAUACUAUAAGCUAUGGGAGAAGAAGACACAGAACGAUUAG